Monomorium pharaonis (pharaoh ant) is the source of this 13179-nucleotide messenger RNA. It is a transcript of the gene bi, whose product is annotated as optomotor-blind protein. The record is from RefSeq and is a predicted model, not a curated record. NCBI's taxonomy places the organism in Eukaryota, Metazoa, Arthropoda, Insecta, Hymenoptera, Formicidae. Gene Ontology annotation, molecular function: RNA polymerase II cis-regulatory region sequence-specific DNA binding; DNA-binding transcription factor activity, RNA polymerase II-specific. The coding region runs from base 6338 to 8770 and encodes 810 amino acids. Gene Ontology annotation, cellular component: nucleus. Gene Ontology annotation, biological process: regulation of transcription by RNA polymerase II; positive regulation of DNA-templated transcription; cell fate specification. The transcript is spliced from 7 exons.
GCAUCGGGGGAGGAACAAAUGGUCUAUAUCGGGGUGGCGUACUCGCGAGCAGUGGUUGGUAGGCAUCAUUAAUUAUAUGGGAGUUAUUGGCACUAUCAACGUAGCGUUUCAAAGACCGGAUGCACUACAUACGCAUACUGUCCACUUCCUGCGGGCGAAACGGCAACGCAAUCGAAGACAUAAUUUGAUAGUAAUAUUAUCGCCCAGAGCGAAAAGUUCAUACCAUUCUGGUGAAACUAAUUUUGAAACAACUUAUACGAUAGAUACAAUUGUAGCUUAAGAAACUUGUUACGUAACAUUUUUCGCUGUUUUAAACUUGUUUAAAAUACAUAUUAACUCUAUGGGUAUAUACAAUACUCUCUCAUUUUUAUCACAUAUCUAUAUACAUCUCGUGGAUGUAUAUUUUGCCUCUAGAUAACUUUAUCAUAAAUAUAAAUGUUUAUUGAUACACUUUUCCUAACUGUGUUUUAUCAUUAAGCAUUCUUUUCAACAGAAUUAUUAUUUUGUGACAUCAAAGUUUUGUAAUCUUAACAAAUAUAUUGCUUAUACGUGUAUAUUUGUUGCAAAACUGUCCCUAAUUAUUCAUAAAACCAUCUGCUUUUCAUCGCAUAUUUUAAUAUGUGAUACAUAAAUUUCUUAAACAAGAUAGUUGUUAUUCAUUACUUAUUUUGCAUUUUGAUUGCUAAAUAUUUUAUUAGCAAUUCAGGUAAUACAAUAUUAAAUAAUUACUUUUAAUAUUCCCACACUAGAAAUAAAAUUCAAUUUGAUCAAAUAGAAAAAUUUUGUACAUGUAUGACAAAAUUUUAAUUUUACUUAUGUUGAACUAGUGUACACUGCUCUUCAGCUCGUGACUCUCACAUUUUUUCGUAUACUGUUUUCUACCUCUAGGCCAAAGCUUGGUCUCAUAGUACAAUUUAACUAUUUUGUGAUAUCAACCUGAUCAUCUAAGUCACGUUGCUGGACUUGGUGUAAUUGUCCGAUAAAAUCUGCAAUUUUGCGGGACGUUCAUUGGCUGCACAUCAAGCGAUAUAGACACGGUAUACGAAGCGCUGCACAAGCCAAGUUUCUUCGUGCUAAACUUUAGCCGAUCUCCACACUGACCAACCCAACAAGACCACCGCGUAUGCGCGCAAAAAAAAUUCUCACCGUGUGUGCUGAACAAUGUGCAUGCGUGCGCGCGCGCGUGUGUACAGCGUAUUGCUGUGUGUGUCCUGUCUUUCGUCUUGCUCUCAUCGUGGUCACGGGAUGAAUGCCACGCGAGUCUCCGUCCUCGUCUCGCGGACCCCCCCACUUCCUCGCUCGUCACUCGGCGCGAACCGCGCGUCGCGUAAGGCUAGUCCCCCCACCCGCGUGUCGGCAACGGUGGUGAGGGAACUUCGGGCACGUGGGCGGUGUCAAACCGAGCCACGCCCAAUCGCGUUGCCCCUUUACCAGCCCGGCGCGCUCGUCAAAUGUUUUUCGUCGCGGAUUAUGACGCGGUCUGCGCGAUUAUGACCACCUCUCUCUUUCUCUCGCCCGCACCGUCGCUCUCCUUCCAUCUUAUGUCCAUGCUCCCCUCGCUCUCCGCGUAUCACGACACUCGGUGGCUGGAUUUUUUUUUCUUUCUCUCUCUCUGCCUCUCUUUUUCUGUCUCUCGUAUCGCUAUCUUCUCCUACCGACGAGGACAAACUUUGCUCUUGCCUCAGCCGUUUGCUAUCACGUCGUCUCGGACAUGCGAAGAGGCGACUAAGCUCCUUCUCUAGAAAGAGAACGCUGUGUGGGGUUUCUCGCAAUAUAUGUGUACCCGUUGGAUUUUUAGACGCUCUUUCUUUCGCCUUUUGCUUUAUGUUUUUUUUUUCCUUUAUAUAUUUCGUUUCCUUUACGUUCGACUGCCUCUAUCCGAUAGCUAACGUAUAGUGGCAUCGAUCGCCGCCGAUACGUUUUUCUCAGAUCGGCCAAGGAAGAAAAGAGAGCGAAAAGUGUGGAAUGAGCUGUCCACAAUGAGUGUCUGGCAAUGUAGUAUGUAGGAUAGAGACAAAUGAGAAUUGGCAUAAGGUGAAGUCAUGAGAAAUAACCUGUCAGAUGUGCAUGCUGUGGUAAUUAUUACAUGAAUAAUUCAACCAGUCUAAUCGCGUCCUCCAAAAAUAUAAAUAAGAGUAUUUAAAUUUUAGCAUAAAAAAACUUAAACUCUUGCGACUAUAAAGUUGAAAACUAACUUGGGAAAUCUUUUACAGUAGGCAGUAAGUCAUUUAAUUUAAAUCAAUAAAAUAUUCAAUAUCGUUGAAAGAGUCACGUAGCUAUAUUAAUCAAUAAGUCAACACUAAUAUUUAAAAAAACUAUUAUAAUAUACAUAUAAAGUAUAUGAGAAAUCUUAUAUGUGUUAUAAAUUAUGUAUGUUAUAGAUGCGUUAUUACUUGAAUAUAAUAUAGAUUAUUUAAUUUGUGACAUUCUGAAGUGUAUUCACUUGGAUGAAAUUUGAAAAUAUACCUGAGGGUGAAAUUUUCGAGCAAUAUUAUUCAUUACUUUUCUUUUGUAAGGUAAAUCAGAAGAAUUGAGUUUACAAGAAGUGCAACGGAAAGGUGUACGUUGCCAAUAAUUCACUGCAGAAGUAAUAAAUAAUGAAGCAACAUGAUCCGCCCCUUUGUUCCAGACGUUUAAUCCUCCCGCGUUUCUCUCUCCCUAUAUAAUUACGAUUAAACCGGAUCAUGGCCCGGCAAACUGAAUUUUGCUCCGGGCCAGCAAAAAAAAAAAACGACUUCCGAUCGACAGUCUCAGCGUGACGGUCACUCUUUACGACGCUCCCGAAUAAUGUGAUUCUGGAUAUAUAAUUUCAGUCCGUGCGGGUAGAAGAGCUUUCGCGGAUUUGGCAACACUGUGAUGCUCUGGGCGUCUCAGCAACACUCUGUGGCGCGAAGGACGAGCGUCGAGCGUUUCACGACAGAGAAAAAGCGGGAGAGGUUUCGUUGGUAGGAAAGGGUGAAGGGCGGCACCCGCGAGAGACGAGACGGGGGAGUACAGCGGAUGACGGAGACGAUAAGCGCAAGAGGGGAACAGAUUAGGUCACGUGAUAACAUGGAGGGGGAUGAUCGCGGCGACGGUAGGGGUAUAAGGGGUGUGGCUACGGGUUUUCUCUCUGUCGCCGCUACUUGCCGUGCUAAAACGGGCGAUGGAGCCACCCGAGCGCGAGCGAGAGGGACGGAACGAGACGGGGUGAGAUUCGUGACGCUGUACCGUGCGAAUUUUGGCACGGCUCUCGAAAACUUCUCACUAGCGGUAUUUCGCGGAAAACUCGGUGAAUUCCCGACGUGGCCAAUUGUGUUGCAUUACGGUGAUGAUAAAGUAUAUUCGUCACGCGGGCGCGCGCGAUGAAAAGUAUUUUUUUUUUUUUCGGGUGAAAUGUCGCCAAACUUUUAUACAGAUGAAUUAUGUGAUUUUACGUUUUUCCUGAUCCGCUCGAACAAAAAACUUUACAGUUUCUAAACUCCGGAAUUGCAAAAUAUAUUAGAAAUAGAAUUAAUAUUAGUUGGAAAAUGUAAUAUUAUUUGGCUAAAAUGUCACUGUGUCACACAUUAUAUACCUUUCUGUGACAUUAGAUUACUACAUUAUUAAUUAGUGACAUAUACCUCUCGUUAAGUUAGAACUUUGUUUGAUAGUUAAAGUUACAACUAAUGAUACCCAUAUGCUUGUCCAAUUAUUCAAAAUCUGCUAGUAAUACGCGGGUACCUGCUAUAUGUAACCCGUAUGGCUCGCAUAAUCAAAAUUCGCUUAUCCGUAAUAUGUAAAUUUGUAUCUUUUUAUCAUAAUAGAGUUAAACAAUUCGGAGCGCCCGUUAAAAUUAAACAAAACUAGAAUUAUACAAAUCCAGCUUAAUAAUAAAAAUAUAAUUGCAUUCUUAUGCAAUAAAUUUUUCGCUUAUUUCAGCAAAAUAUGGAAUAACUAGUAAAGAUGAGAAUACUCGGAUAACAAAAGUAAUACGAGUUCUGUAUCUCUGAAUAGUAAUUCGGUUAAUUCACGUCUCAAUUCAAAUCAAAUUAUUAUAUAUCUAUUUUAGAAAAGUCGUUUCUGUGUUUUGAUUGUAUAACUUUUCCUAGGCAAAAAGAUAAUAUUUUUUACAAGUAACUCAAUGUCUCGAAAAAUGUAUUUAAUUGCAGCAAUUCGAGGCGCGGAACGACAUCUGAGAGCAAUAACAUUAUUCUCCGAUUCGGCAAACGGAGGUGUCGGCCAACGUGGCAACUCAGACGUGAAAAUUCUCUCGCGUCAAACGCGAGAGCGUUAACGUUCAGUCGACGAAGAUUCGAGCGAGCUUCACUAACGACACCUCGCGACGUCGGUCGCCCCCUCUCCGCCUACGGUAUCCCCGUGAUGCCCCCGCCCUCGUCGGAAGGCAGUGACGCAGGGUGGUGUUAAUGGGCGUACUCGCGGUUAACACCCUUAGAACCCGUCCGGGUGGUGGGGGCCACACGUUGGGUUCACUGACGACACGGAGCCGAGGAGCGGCGUCGCGAGCGUGUGUACGUGACGCGCGGCGAGCGGUGGGGAUAAGUCCGACGGGAGAGGAAAGAGAGGGAGAGCGCGCGCGAAGGCGCGAGCGAGACCGUCGCCGGCUCCGAGAGAGUAGCGUCGGAAAAGGCGUCGAGUCCAACGCCGCUCGGAUUGGCGCCGGAACGCCAAUCCGGACUACGAGCGCUCAUUAUCGCCCGACUGACUGGGGUAGGGAGAAGGUGCCGCGAAAUUCACCCUUCCUCCCACUCCGCGCGCUUGCCGCCUCGCAGCAGCAUUUCGUCAGGCCGCGGUCUCUCUCUCUCUCUCUCUCUCACUCUCUCUCUCCUUCUCAUCGACCGUCCUCGUCGCACUCGCGGGCGCUCCAGUGUGUGCCGACUGAGUCGGGGAAGGCCGGAUCGCUCCCGACUCCCCUCCACACUCCCGAGUGCUCGGACGGUCGCAGGGGUAGGGAGGAGGAGCAGCCCCCGCACGGUCUCAGUCUUCGCGUCGCUGCCCUCCAGCAUUCACGCCUCCCGCGUCCGUUCCGCGGCGCAGGCACACCGCGCGCGCGUGGUCCUAUAUACACGCGCGUAAAACGCACGCACACGGGCCCGCGGACCACCCAUAUACACGCGCGGCCGCCGCCGUACACGCCGCCCUGAAUCCGGACGGGGACUUUAGCACACCAACACCUCCGCGGGAGGUGUGGGGGUGAGCCCCCAGAGUAGGUGUCAAUCCUAGCGCUGCUCAGUGACCAUCGCGGCGCCACCCAAGUAACACCUUUCGUCCGCUCUUCAGCUCCGGCCGAGAGAACGUCGUCGUCGUCGUCGUCGUCACCGAGAGAAGAGAGAGAACUCAUCCUGCCUUUUUCCACUCGUCACACGUCGCGUUACGUCGUUCUCUCGUCGUCGCCCGUUGUCGUCGUCGUCGUCGUCUCGCGCUUCUCCACGUCUCCCGCCGCGGCCGGAGACACGCGUGUCGACCGGCGCGUGACGCGUCCAACUGAACUUGUACUCUCCUCUCGUGUGCUCUGCGCGUAGUCCCCGCAAAUCCGGUCGGACGGUCCGAGCGGGAGACGGUGUUGCCAGAAGUCACAUCGAGAUCUGUGUCGCGAGCGCGGUGUCGGAAGACAAGAAGACUCGAUGACGAGUCAGUGAGCACAAGUUGGAGUGAGCGAUAACACCAUGGCCUAGCUAGAGUGACCCUACCUCGCGGUGCCCAGUGUCCCUCGAUGAUGGGAGUGACUCUUAUACUCAAGAUCUAUCGCGCGGCGUCACCGUGGUAGCAGUGGACACGGGUAGUCCGGUCGCGCGAGUGCGUGUGGCUCCUCGGCUCGAUUCGGAGUGUGUGCCACGAGUGUGUGUAGCGUCACAUCACAGGUAUUUCACAGAUAUCAGGUGCAUAUCUCGGCUCUGUCAGGUCUGUCUCUCAUACCAACUCGCGAGUGAGUGAUACACCCAGAGAAAGAGAGAAAGAGAGAGAGAGAGAGAUCCUGCCGGCAGGAGUUCGAAUGUCCGCUCGAACGUCGCGGGACGAUGUCGACAGCUAGGCAGCUGCUCUCGGCAACGCUCAUCAGUGAGAUCACCGUGAUCACCGUCGUCGGCAAUUUCCCGCGGCCAGAGCAUUGGACCUUGGAGAAUCGCGAUCCUCUACUCGAGUCUUGAACGCGGAUCCUUGGAGCAGGAGCAGGAGGAGGAGGAGGAGGAGGAGGAGCGAGAUGCGUGAUCGUUGAGACUAGGACAGCGGGACACACAAAGGACUCGACGAGAGGGUCCUAAGAGAAAGAGAUAGAGAGAGAGAGAGAGAGAGAGAGGAGGCAGGCUUGUGAGUCACUCGAAGAGGAAUCUCGCGCGACUCGGCACACUCGCCCGUCUCGAUGAGAUUCGAACAAGACACGGCGUGCAGGGGUACCCACUGCGCCAGCACUCCGCAACCCUCCGCGCUGCAGCAGCGAUCAGCACGGCUCGAGGAGGUGGUGGUGGUGGAGGAGGAGGAGGAGGAGGACUCCCCCGCGAAGGACGUAGUCAUCGACGGCAGUCAACGGCGUAGACUCGCGGGCAUCGCGGAAUUGGAGAUUAACGUGGUCGAGGGCGCGAACACGGGGCCGCGGGCCGAGGCGCGGGGGCCUGGGAUGGCGUACCCCGCGUCAGCGACGGCUCUGAAUCAGCACUCGCCCUUCGCGAGCACCCUCGCCGGCGGCACGCCGCCCGCCAGCAAUCCGAACGGCCACAUCGCCGGCCCCCUGCCGGCCCCGGCGGCACCGCGGCCGACGGACUUUAGCGUCUCCUCGCUGCUGACCGCGGCGAGCACCCAUCCACCGUCCGCCGCCGGCGGCAUCCUCGGCGGCUCCUCGUCCCAGGGCAGCGGCUCCCCGCCGCCCGGCGGGCCCGGCAGCCCGGCGGCCGCGCCGGAGACCCCGCCGCCGCCCUUGCCGCCCGGCGGCCAGCAGCAACGCGGCGACCUGUCGUCCACGCACCACUCGUCCUCCGCGGUGGCGGCCGCGAGUUACUUUAGCGCUGCCGCCCUGGCGGCAGCCGGUUUCUACAAUCCGGCGGCGCAUCUGCCGCCCACCAGCUCGCCAGGGCCGACCGCGGCGCAUCAUCUCCAGAGCAAGGCCAGCAUACUCGCCGGCGCGCACCAUCCCCAUCCGCAUCUCAACCCGCACGGUAUCACGCCGCCAGGCCUGGGCCUGGGCCCGCAUACGCCGGAGGAGGUCCUGGCGGCGGCCGCGGCGGCGUUACAUCACCAUCACCAAGGCCCCGGCGGUCCGACGAUGAGGCCCCUUAGGCCGCCAUUACCGCCGGGAAUGCUCCACACGUCGCCGCAUCCCCUGGCGACGCAUCAUCCCCUGACGGCGCCGCAUCAUCCCCUCGUGCCACCUCAUCAUCCGGAGGAGGACGGUGUCGUCGAUGACCCCAAGGUCACGCUCGAGGGAAAGGAGCUCUGGGAGAAAUUCCACAAGCUCGGGACGGAAAUGGUCAUCACGAAGAGUGGCCGGCAGAUGUUUCCUCAGAUGAAGUUCCGAGUUUCCGGUCUGGACGCCAAGGCCAAGUACAUCCUUCUACUGGACAUUGUCGCCGCCGAUGACUACAGAUACAAAUUCCACAACAGUAGGUGGAUGGUAGCCGGUAAGGCGGACCCGGAAAUGCCGAAGAGGAUGUACAUACAUCCGGACUCGCCCAGCAGCGGCGAACAGUGGAUGCAGAAGGUCGUGAGCUUCCACAAACUCAAGCUCACCAACAACAUCAGCGACAAGCACGGCUUUGUAAGUACUACGAUACUGAACUCGAUGCACAAGUAUCAGCCGAGGUUUCACCUCGUGCGAGCUAACGACAUCCUGAAACUUCCAUAUUCGACGUUCAGGAGUUACGUUUUCAAGGAGACGGAAUUCAUCGCCGUGACGGCCUACCAAAACGAGAAGAUCACCCAACUAAAGAUCGAUAACAACCCCUUCGCGAAAGGAUUUCGGGACACUGGUGCGGGGAAGCGCGAGAAAAAAAGGCAGGCGCUACUGACAGUAUCGGGCGGCGGUUCCCGUUUGACAGCGGGUGGACCGGCGUCGCCGGACAAGCGGCGCUCGUCGAAUUCCGCCACCGACCUCAUGGACGACGAGGACAAGCUGCUGGACGUGGUUGGACCCGACACGCCGCACCCGGCCCAUCAUCAUCGGGAACGCGAGCACUCCCGCGAGCGGGACGAUCGGACGAGCGAGCGGGGCGAGGGCAGCGAGUCGUCCGGCUCCGAGAGCGGCGGCGGACCAGGCGGCCCAACGGGGUCCGAGGGCCCGCGGCCGGACGUCUCCGUCGGACCACCGCUUCACCCGCCUCUGUUGCCGUAUCUGUAUCCCCCGGUGCCCGGACUCUAUCCCGGCCCCGGUCACCUGAUACCACCGAGUCCCCUUGGCCUCCACGGUGGGGUCACGCCCGGUAUGCUGUUUAACGCCCAGCUGGCCUUGGCGGCCCAGCAUCCGCUCUUCGCGCACUACCCCCAUCCCCUAACCAGUCCCCUGCAUCAGCUCAAGGGUCACAGAUUCGCGCCCUACACCCUCCCGGCGCCCUCGCACGGCUCGGCCUUCGAAACCGUGACCCCCGGUAGCAGGACCCUAAGCCCGAGAUCACCGCCGCCGAGGCCACCAACCGACUCGCCGACGCCAACCGGCGGCGGUGGUCUCACCUCGACGACGCCCAGCUCCGCCGGUGAGCUCAAGUCUAUCGAGAACAUGGUGAACGGUCUACAGGAGAAGAGAAGGAGAAGUCCGAGUCUUACGCCCGGACAUCGAGGCGACGAUGCCGGCGGGGGGAGUCCGUGACAGGAGAACGAGCCUGUGAGCAGCACGAAGGACGACGACCCCGAGGACGAGGACGAGGAUUGCACCGACGAGUCCGGUGGCGACCCGGAGGACCUCUCCGCCGACGAGAGGGAGCCGGACUCCACGUCGGAGCCGUCGUAGCGGCGGGAACGUUGGCUGAUCGGCAUUCGGUUCUCCCUGUCUUCUCCUCCUCCUCCUCUUCCUCCUCCUCCUCCUCCUCCUCCUCGUCCUCCUCGUCCUGUUCGGGAUUCCUGGCCGCGCCGGACGGGAGCGAGGAAGGCCGGACUCUCAUACUACAAAGUGCAAUUUUAUUUCCGGAGCGGCGCCGCGCUCGACAGGUCGUUUUCUCUCGCGAGCGAGUGCGGCGCCCUUCGUGCUUUCGGGACGGAACGAGGAGUCCCCCCGCGUGUUUCCUGUAUCUGUAAAUAGAUAUUUACGCGAGAGCGCGAUACCGCGCGCGUUAGGAGUGUGCGUCUCUGUUAAAGGACCGCGAGGUGGGAUGCGUUGGACUCUCAAUGGACGCUGCGCCGAUCGCGCGCUGCUGUAAAUUAAGUGAGACGCGAGAGUGAAUGCGUCGAAAGAAAAAUGAGAGUGUAUAUGUGUGUGUGUGGGUGUGUGUUUGUGUGUGAGAAAAAGAGAAAAAUAUGGGGAUGAAGUCUAUGAGCGCGUAUCCGUGUCCCGUGUGAGUCUACGUUCUACCUGUGUACGUUAUAGGUCUUAAGGGAAGAAAACAGAGAACGAUAUUGCAAUAUAAGAGCACCUCCUACUAUUUGCAGUCCCUGUACAUAUGUACCUUAGUGAUAUUAUAUAUAUUAUAUUAUAUAUAUAUAUAUAUUAUAUUAUAAAAAUAUAAAUAACAUCUACUCUCUCUGUAUUAAUUAUUAAAUAUAUUAUUAUAAUGAUUAGAGAGACGUAAACGCAUAAAUGCACGAUGCCCGAUUUAUGCCUCGAAAGCGCAAAAGAAAGCCGCAAACAAUUUCAAAUUCGAAAAAUCUCGGGGCCCGAGUCGACGAUCUAUAGAAAAAAAAAAAUAACGCGGCGUAAACCGCGGAUUGGUUCACUGAAAAGCAGCGCCGUUCUCGAAACCUUUCGUUCUUGAAAUUUCACGUCGUCCGAAGACUCGCGUUCUUUGAACGUCGAAGAUAAAGCCGUCGGUCAAAACAACAUGGCGGGCGAUUAACUUUUCGUUUGUUUACUCGGACAUUAUCAUUAAUGAAUCGCGCACAAUUUUUUUUUCUUUUUAACUUUUUUCCAAAAAAGAAACUUUUUAGUAUAUUAAAGUGUAAAUUGAAUUUGUAAUAAGAGAAACGGCUUGCAAAAAUCAAUAUUUUAUUUUCACGUUGCCGUCGUUGUAGCAUUAUAUAUAAAUUUUGUUUUAUUUUUUUAUUUUCAAAAAUAAAGCAAAUCGAGGCUUUAUUUUUUAAUAGUUACUUACUCGAUUGCUGAAUUAUAGUGAACCGAAAUCCCACCGUGCCGAUUAAAAGUCCGAGUCGGUCUGUAAUUUGUAUAAAUGGCGGUGUAAAUAGUUAUUAAACGCGUAAUAAGAACGAAUAAAUUUGCAAUCAACUCGCGCGGGAGUCACUUUAGGAAGCAGAGGGAUUCGCUACCGCGAAUGCUGCGUGUAACACAAUAGAAAUGGUUUAGAGAGAAAAACCUGACGUCCGGGAUAGGAGAUAACGGUGAUUUAAGGCGAAAUCUCGCGAUGCUAACCGCGGGAGGUAGCACGGCAAUGUGUUUCUUUUCUUUCUUUUUUUUUUUUUUCUUUAAGGGAACGAUUCUCCGAGAAUGGGAUUCUCCUGUGAUGUCCGAGAAUGGGAAGCCGUUAUCGUUUGCACGCACUGCGACAAUGCGAAUGCGCCGCACGUCCGCACGUUGUACGGUCGCAGCGGCAAUCGAAAGAUCUCGAUACUCGGCGCAAUGCACAUUUGGCGUUUAACGUCGAUCAUCUUGUUGUGCAAUUGACGAUCGCGGCUUCUCAUUCGUAUUCUAAGCCACUCUGCCGUAAUUUGACUAAUCGCUGUCACGUCUCCUACGCGUUUUCGAUCCUGCAGUAGCGUAUCGAGUAUCGUAAAAUGAGAAAGACACGAGCGGAUCUUCUAAGUCGAUCUCUCGUUACUAAUAAUUUGUUGUUCAGUAAAUACAAGAAGGUAAGUCGACAACAGCGAUUGAAAGAAGCAACGUUAAAUGUAGCAACUGAUACGAUAUGUUAUUUAUUUAAAAAAUCAAUUUUACGCGUUACAUAUUCGUCCAGUAUUUUUUGCCAAACCGAAAUAUUUCAAAGUUCUUAGACUGUAUACUUUUACUUCUUUAAUAACCAAUUAAUAUUCAUUUUAAUUUUAUAAAAAGACAAACGUGAUUAUGUGACGUGUUGAUUGUGUUAAACGUCUAUGAUAUCUAAAUAUACUGAUUGAAACGAGAGAUGUAACAUGUACAUCGACUUUUGGAAGUUCUAAUCCAUUUUGCGAUACCCGUUAAGCGGGCUAGCUCGUCGUUGUAAUAUGUCUGUACAUCCGAAUCGAUUAUAAGGGAGCGAAGUGUUCUGAAAUCCGAAAGCAAUAAUCGAGCAGAGCUGUGAGUUCAACUAUCGCGGAUGAAACUAAUCGGUUCGGCUGUCCUAUUAAACUAUACCGCGGUCGGCCAAGACUUCCAUAUUUUCUAAAAAUUGGCAGACAUUUUUGAGUGCGAAAUUCCUGACGAAGGAUUUUCGAGCGAUUCCAAAUGAAUACCUCGAAAAUCUGAGGUCAUUUCAAUCGUAUUGUCGAGUAUAACAACGGGUCUGACGAUUAUUGUUUAUCAUACUUUGAGCGAGAACCAGAAGCUUAUUUCUAUAAUCUGGUAGACGGAAUGACAUGUAGAUUUUUUUAUUUAAUUAAUAUGUUGAUCGGAGAACUCUUGUCACAGUGAUAACAAAAUCGCCUUGAAAAGCGGCGAGAUAAAUAUUUUCCACAAAUCUUUAUUACUUUGUUUACUUGUUACUUAUUACGCAGAACCCUUGAUUCGUUUAAACAUGUUGAUUUUAAUAAACCCUGUUCAGAUAUCGCUCUGUUGAUAGAAAACCAACACAUUUCAAAAUUAGCAAUCUUUAGUGGAACAUUUUUCAAAUUCUGAUUUGGAUCAAUGUUUUAAUUAGUGAAUAUAUGCAUAAUCUCACUUCUUUCUUUCCAUGUAUGCUUUCACGUACACAUAUGCACACAAAAUUAUAAUGUAUUUUUUUUAAACUCUGUCAUAAAUUUUCACUUAGAAACCGCAAUUCUAAUACAAUGUAAAUUAUUUUGUAUUUUACCAUGUGAGUUGUGACAUUUCUAAUAAACUGAAUGUGUCGUUUUUCUACAAAAAUAUAUUAAUCUUUGGAGUCGAUUUCUUUUCAUUAGCUCUAAAAAUAUUAUUUUUUGACUUGUGUUUCUAUCAACGUGGUGAUAUGCCUGGCAAACAUGUUGUACAUAUAUUUACUUUGUUCCAACCUGUUUAUAUUCAGUGUUAAAUAUGGUGCUCUCGAUCCUGAAUUUCACUUACACGAAAAAUUCAAUCGGCGCAGAUGUGAAAUGGGAAUUACCGUAUUUAGCGCUAAAUGUACGAAAACGAGCCAAUGUUCCGGUGCAAAGGUAGAAGCUGAUCGAUAUGUACAGAUACGCAAUUGAACAGGCAAGUGGAUGAAGAAGGCUUGUCACAUUCUUACGCACGCUAAGUUAUUUGUAUGAAUAAAUGUUAUUCCCUAUUGUAUUAUACGUAUCAGUACGUAAAGUGUAUUAUUAAUUUAGUGCUGUGAUGGUUCUUAGUGAAGUUGGCCUGUGGAUGCGAAGAGUCCAUGUACAAUAUUAAGUCACACAUUAAUGCGACCGCUAAUUAAUUUAACGCUGAAAACUUGUAAUCACGAGGCAUCAUUAAAUCAAACAUUUUCUUCGUCCAUCUGCUCUUUCAAUUUAACGACUCGAUCGUCUAUGACUCAUCGGAAUUUUGAAACACCGCUACGGUCAAACAUUUUCGGCCGAUUGAGAUCUCGCGUCUCGGUUCCCUCGAUUCUUCGGGAAUUUGCUCAAUCCCUCGCAUUAUAAUUUUCGUGGCUUCCUUCGGGGCGUUACGCACGGUCGUGUGUGUGUGUGUGGUCCCGAAGCGAGCGUCAUCGUCGACGAGAAAAUAAAGAAAAUAGCAAUUUUUAAAAAAUGAGUAAAAAGAAAAAGGAAGAGAAAACGAAAGGGAAAGACGAUCGGUCCAGACGUGGGCCGCGCGCGUCAAAAGCGAAUCUAACUUCUUAACACGAGAAUCGUGAUAUUCCGUGACUUGUGUAUUGUACACUCUUUAGAUUCUCUGUCCUCCGUUCCCAACCCAUCAUCGAAGUCCCUCCGCAAAAUCCACGUGAUUAAGAAUUAUAUAUAUAUAUAUAUAUAUAUACAUAUAUUAAUUUAAAAAUA